Messenger RNA from Homarus americanus (American lobster), 4709 nucleotides. It is a transcript of the gene Sobp, whose product is annotated as pollen-specific leucine-rich repeat extensin-like protein 2. The record is from RefSeq and is a predicted model, not a curated record. Gene Ontology annotation, biological process: animal organ development. Lineage: Eukaryota; Metazoa; Arthropoda; Malacostraca; Decapoda; Nephropidae. The transcript has 5 exons. Gene Ontology annotation, cellular component: nucleus. Bases 329 to 2725 code for a protein of 798 amino acids.
UUGGCGGAGGGAGAACGUGGACGACGCUCUCCUGUGCUCCCAUGGGUAGUCCUGGGUGGGGGGGUAACUGCCCUAAAUUGCCGUCGGAACCUAUCUUGAAACUCUUACUAGCGGUGGUGAACAAUUGUGUUAUAAUACAGUGCUCGCGGUGUUCUAUAGUCCAACAAUACGGUAAUCUUACGUGUUGCUACUGACAGUGAUGUGUGUUGAUUGGUUUAUUUACGUGUUGACAAGGUAGCUUUGUUGGUAGACGAGUUAACCUAACCCCUAGCAUGGAUUGAUACGGCGGCUAAUACUUGGUGUUGUGACAGAAUUCGCCGAAACCGCGAUGAAUGAACUGCUCGGCCUGUAUGGGUACGGCAAGGUGGACAGCCGUGACACCCUGGGCCUGUCUCUCCACCGCUUCACCACCCACAGUCCACCACCACCACCCCCACCACCACCACACCCCACCACCACCACUAGCCCUCCAGCACGACCCCCCGACCACAGUCCCUCUCGGCAACCACGACAACACAGCCCGACACACUCCACCAAUCACAGCCCACAACAACAUCCCUCAGAUCACGAACACGAUGGUGAUUCGCUAGAUUCCGACGACAUGCCUGUUCCUGGCCAAUUAGAACACAGUAUUGUGAGUCCCGGUAAAACUGACCAGGGAUCCGGGUCUUCUCGAGGCAGCACGCCCAAAUCCGACAGCGGCGGAGGCGUGCUAGGUGGAGGAUCAGGCCUGGUAUUGUGUUCUUGGUGUGGCCGCGUCUGUACCAGUGGAGGACAGAGAGGAGGGAGCGCCUUCCAGUUACCUACCACUAGCGGCGACCGACACUUCUGCUCUGAGGUCUGCUUUACCCAGUGUCGUCGUGCCUCCUUCAAGAAGAGUAAAGUGUGUGAUUGGUGUCGCCACGUUAGACCCACAGUCACCUACGUCGAUUUUACGGACGGGGAUCACCAGUUACAGUUUUGUAGUGACAAGUGCCUCAACCAAUACAAGAUGCAGAUAUUUUGCCGGGAGACAGAAGCUCACCUCCAGAUGCAUCCACACCUCAAUGACCUCAAGCCGGCCUCUACCAGCGGCCUCAUUACUCCUGACCUGUGGCUUCGAGACUGUGGCCAAACCAACGAAGGGGACUCUCUGCCUGAGAGCGAGAUACAAGUGAGCUCCCCCAGCUCUCCCCAGCCUCCCUGUUCGCCGCCGCCAGCGUCUCCUGACCCUUCCGAACCUGUUAACCUGACUACCACACAGUCCUCCACCAGGAAUGAACCUCGCGCCUCCCCCUCACUCGCCAGAGGCUCGCCAGUUACAGUUCGUCAGGGACCAUCAAGGUCAGCAGAGACCAGAAGCCCAGGUCCUCCUCCACCCACGCCUCGCUAUGGCCGCCCACGGCUGAGAGACCGGCGGGAGGGUGUCAGGGAGGUGGGAAGACCCAGGACCGUGAGGGCGUCACUUCAGCUCGCCCGCGGUGCUCACUCUGACACUGAAAAGACCGACGAGCCUAUCAGGAUGCCGACGAUUCGCGUGAGGCAGCUAGAGUCACAGCAGCAGCAGCAGCAGCAAGACCAGAUCGCUGGAGAAAGGGACAUUGGCAGCAACAGUGACAUGGGUGGUGAGGGCAGCAGAGCCGGGUCUCCUCCCCCGACUGCCCAGCCACCGGGUUUGUCCCUGGGUGGGUUGGGCGGAGGACUGGGUGGCCUGCUGCCCAUGGUGGGAGGUGCGCCGCUUCUGCUGCCACACAUGCUGCCUCCUGAUCUUCCCCGAGGAUCUCUUCUUCCACACCUGCUGCUCCAGCGCCCCGAGUUGCUGCGCCCACCGCCCCUGCGUCAUCCAUUGUUGCAAGCCCCGCCUGCACCAGCCCCGCCCACUAAUGCACCACCAACAUCUGUCCCUCCUCCCCCGACAGGGCUGCCCAAGACGCAUGGUUCACUACUACCUCCCGUGACUGUUCUCCUGCCCUGUCCUCUACCUAUCCCUAUCCCCAUUCCCAUUCCCAUCCCCAUCCCUAUACCAUUCUUCCCACGCACCAACACACCCGAGUCCCGGCCAGCCCCCCAGAAAGAGCCGCCACCGGGUCGACCACGCACGACUCCCCGUAAAGAAGCCUGUCGGACCGGGUCUGUGAUCAAUGGCCCUGUAGGUGCUUCUACGAGUUCAGGAUCAGUACCUCAGCCCUGUUCGGUCCCUACAAUUCCACCUCCACCACCCACUUCCUCCUCCUCCAGUGAUGGUGAGAGAAGUUCACACCCGAGGCCAGACAGGGAACGUCGGAGUAUUUUACGGUACACUUCUGAUGUUUAUGAAAUCAACGGAAUGUUUGUUCCGCGGGACUCAACGUGGGAUUCUCCUGAACCACUGCACCUGCGCCGCGCCCUGGUGGGAGACCCAAGCCAUGAGUCUCCCUACAGUCAUCACCAUGAGUUUGACUCCCGUGACGUGUCGCGAAGUCCCUCCCCGGACCCUAGCGAGGACAAUAAAGAAGCCUUGGUGAGCCUCACAAAAAAGAGAGAAGAAGAAACGAGUACAGUUAAACGUUUGCUCGGAGACGACGAUGAUGAGGAGGAAGAGACCAAGUCUGUGGAUGUUUCAGAGGCAGAGGGAUCACCCACACCCAAUGUCACCACCACUUCCACCACCACCCUGACACAGCCCGCCACCACCGCCAGGAAGCGCCACACGGCCAAUGACCACCACCAACAACCUUUGCCCAAGAAAAAACACUUGCUAGUGUGACCCCGGCUCGCUCUCCAGGCAGCAUUGGCCUAACACCCAACACCAGUACGACGUUUGAAGUACGAAAAACCGAACCUAUAAUACGUAAUGAGAAUAAGAGUGAAUUUGGACAGUGAGAGUCAGUAGAUGUUCACGUGUGUGUUCGACGCUACGACACGCAGAAAAAGAUUUGGAUUACUGGGUCAAAGCAUUGUGACCGGGUAUGGGGCCAACUGCCUCGCACUACCCAUGUUAACAAAUAAGAAAAUUUUAUUCUGACAGUUUCAUUGAUUUAACAUUCUGUUGACAAAAAGAAAAAAUAAAUGAAGGAGUUUACUUAGCAGCGGGUGGUGUAGUCCCCACUCUAUUUACUUUAAAAUUAAUUGAAUCAAUACUCUUUUUUAAUAAGGCAGUUAUGUAAUGAAUAUACUGAGCUGUCAUAUACAGAUUAGAAAAUAAUAGUCACAUAGUGCCACAAAACGUAAUAAAUUAAUAAAUGGUUAAUAUUCAAGACAGGUGGCUCCCUCCCAUACCAAUGUUUUGGCCACAGUGAAAAUAAUGUCUCUUGUGUGGUUUAUUGUCUUCACCAGUAAGUAAUGUUCACAAGACGCGUAAGUUGUACUGCCGUUUACUGCACGAUGGUGUCACUAAUGGUGUGUUUUGCUUGUAAGAUAAGCUUGUAUGUAUAAUAACUGUACAAUGAAUUAACUAGAUGUGACUGUAUAUACUGCGGUAUUAUAUUCAUAUUGAUUGUGUUAUAAAUGUUUGAUGUUGGUAUUACAUAUAUACUUGUAUAUGUGCCACACACACAUACAUAUCUUUUUCACAAACUUUUUUUUUGUAGUGAGCUCUCUUCUUCUCUUCUCGUUCCUAAGAUAUCUAGUCAUUGGGGCUGGUUUACAUAUUGUCUUAAACAGAGUUGAUGUUGCUUCUUGUUCUCUCUGAGGAGCCACCUGAAGCUCGCUACUGAUACGACGUGAUCUGAGACUGGCAUCCCUCAGUAGGUUCCUCCCGCGCUGCUAGAGAACACUUGCUCAAACUCUAUUGUUAUGUACAGAAAAAAGAAUCAAAACGAUCAAUUAUUCAAGAAAUGAACUCUGAUAUCAUUUUGAAUAUAUAAAAUAUAAAGUAGUGGUACAGUAACGGUACAUAAGAGUGAUGACUUUAUAAUUCUUUUAGCUCAAUAUUACAAAAACAACAACUUGACGGUGCAACCCAACAGCUAGUGAGUGUAGGAUAGGAGAAGCUCGUCUGGCCAGUAAACCUAUAUAAUGUAAGGAUAUGGAGGACCCCGUUACCUAACCCUGUGGUAGGUUAUGUACAUCUACAGAAAAUUCAUCAUGUUAUUCAUUUCACUGAACCACAAAUCACAGUUUUCCAUCACUAAUUGCUGUGAAGUUAUCAGUCCAUCAAAGCUGAUACUAUUACUGCAUCAUGUCAUCCAAAAGAUAUGUAAGACAUGCAUGGAUACUUCUGUCAGGAGAAAAAGUCAAGAGUUUCUUUUUAAUAGAGAUAAAUGUACUUUCACUAAAAACAGGAAGUUGUUUCUUGUUUUUUUUUACACAAAUAUCUUCCCGAAUUAAUUGCAGAUGCUUUGUGCCUCUGACUCACACCACGAUAGGUUGUAGGAGCUCAUGUUAGUAGUAAACACGCUCUUUGAUUUCUAUUGUAAUUUAUAAGACUGGGAAUUAAGGUUUGUCAACUGUGUCGUUCUUGAGACAAUGACCAAACCCAUCUAUCAUAAUGUAAUACCUUCCCGGGAGCCCCAUCUCUAACACAGUGAGUCAUGAGUGUGUCUUUGUCAGCUACAGAAGGAAGAGAUCAGAGGUGAUUCCACAACGUCCACCACCAAACAUCUAAAAGUGGAACUCCUCGUUAAAAACCAUCACUCUAUCAGCACCUCACAUGUAGACCAUAAAACUAUGCUUCAGUUUUUGUUAUAAUCUGCAUUCCAGUCCCGCCUUCUCCAGGUAGCAGCAACACUGUAAUAAACUUACAACAAAGA